Molecule: messenger RNA, 1875 nt
Organism: Microthlaspi erraticum
Lineage: Eukaryota; Viridiplantae; Streptophyta; Magnoliopsida; Brassicales; Brassicaceae
Source: the annotation of a GenBank genome assembly
AUGCUCAUUCAUGUGAACGGGAUUCUUCUCAAGGGCGGAGCACCAAGAGUUCCAUUCUUUUGUGACAAAACAGAACCGUUCCACACUCUAGUAACGUGGGGCUUCCACAGUUUACCUUGGGGCCCUGGGAAUCUCGCUUAUAUCAACAAAAGUCUUAGGUACUCAAGCAAAUCAAUAGAAGCUGUGGAGAAAGUUUCUGUUGACAUGGGGUUGAAGGAGGAAGACAAGGCAGAUAAUUCAGCUUUAUCUUCUUCAUAUGAUGAUGCCAUGGAAGCGCUGUCUACUCUUAUUUCUCGUCGAAACCGUGGGGACCGCUCAUCUACCAGUGGAAGUCGUGAUAAGCUUGAACAAGUCGUCGCAUAUCUCAAGAUUUUGGACCUGGAGGACAAAAUAAAAGAACUAAAAGUUAUUCAUGUUGCGGGAACGAAAGGAAAGGGUUCAACAUGUGUCUUCUGUGAAGCAAUUUUACGUAACUGUGGUCUAAGAACCGGAAUGUUUACAUCUCCUCACCUGAUUGAUGUGAGGGAAAGAUUCCGCAUAGAUGGCUUAGAUCUAUCUGAAGAAAAGUUUCUACAGUAUUUCUGGGAAUGUUGGAAAUUACUGAAGGAGAAAGCUGUAGAUGGUCUUACCAUGCCUCCUCUCUUUCAGUUCCUCACAGUAUUGGCAUUUAAGAUAUUUGUUUGUGAAAAGGUUGAUGUUGCUGUCAUUGAAGUUGGACUUGGGGGAAAACUUGACUCGACAAACGUGAUUCAAAAACCUGUUGUCUGUGGCAUUGCUUCUCUUGGGAUGGAUCAUAUGGAUAUAUUGGGAAAUACGCUAGCUGACAUUGCUUUUCAUAAGGCUGGGAUUUUCAAGCCUCAAAUCCCCGCCUUCACAGUACCACAACUCUCUGAAGCAAUGGGGGUUCUUCAGGACACAGCUAAGAAUCUUAAGGUUCCUCUGGAAGUAGUAGCGCCUCUUGAUCUUAAGAAGUUGGAUGGAGUUACGCUUGGCUUGUCUGGGGAUCAUCAGCUUGUAAAUGCAGGUCUUGCUGUUUCUCUUUCGAGAUGCUGGCUUCAAAGAACUGGGAACUGGGAGAAGAUGUUUCCAGACGGACGCAAGGAUACUGAGAUUCCUGAGGCUUUUUGUCGCGGUCUUGCAACAGCACGUCUUCAUGGGAGAGCUCAAGUUGUUCAUGAUGUAGUUUCAGAUCCGCAGGACUCGUCGGGGUCGAUGAAGACUCCAUGCGGUGAUCUGAUCUUCUACUUGGAUGGAGCUCACAGUCCAGAGAGCAUGGAGGCUUGUGGCCGAUGGUUCUCUACUGCAGUCAGAGGAAACAAAAACAUAUCUCCUGCUGUCAAUGGUUACCGGAGACAUGAGGAGCUCGGUAGAGUCUCCAAACAGAUUCUUCUAUUCAACUGCAUGGAAGUGAGAGACCCUCAAGUUUUACUUCCAAAGCUCGUCACAACCUGCGCUUCCUCGGGCACUCAUUUCUCAAGAGCGCUUUUUUCCCCGAGCAUGUCAACUUACAACAAGGUCAUCUCUGGCGCAUCAGCAAUUCCUUCAGAUACACGUAGAAAGGACUUAACUUGGCAAUUCAGACUACAAAAGCUCUGGGAGAGAUCAAUCCGAGGAACAGAUGCUGCGAUUGACCAUACACCGAAACCGGAUGGAAUAACCGACUUACCACCUCAUGAUUUCCUGUGUGGAGAUGCACCUCCUUAUGGUGGACCUCCAGGGACACAUGUUACUUCCAGCGCCGUGAUGCCUUCCCUUCCUUUGACUAUAAACUGGCUACGAGACUGCGUACGCCGAAACCCUUCGCUGAAACUAGAGGUUCUGGUCACAGGAUCGCUACAUCUUGUUGGUGAUGUGCUCAGAUUGCUAAAGAGAUGA